This is a messenger RNA of Schistocerca gregaria, 3418 nucleotides long. RefSeq names its product rho GTPase-activating protein gacW-like. Gene Ontology annotation, molecular function: protein binding. The transcript is spliced from 3 exons. Gene Ontology annotation, biological process: cell migration; signal transduction; regulation of Arp2/3 complex-mediated actin nucleation. Gene Ontology annotation, cellular component: lamellipodium; plasma membrane. The record is from RefSeq and is a predicted model, not a curated record. Lineage: Eukaryota; Metazoa; Arthropoda; Insecta; Orthoptera; Acrididae. Bases 60 to 3260 code for a protein of 1066 amino acids.
AAGCAUACUUGACUAAAAUUAGUUAAUACGUAGGCUUAGAAGUGGUAGAUCUAUGUGCUAUGACAUCUUCCGUCGACUAUGAUAACAUUGAGCUGGUGAAUUUGCAUUAUGAAGUGGUUCGGCUCAAGAGUUCGAGCACAUUCGAGGCAAAGAAGAAGUUCGUGUUUGUACAUGCGUAUCUAGGCAGCGGUAGAUUUUGGUAUUUUAACAACGAGGAAGAUUCCCUUCCCCAAGAGCUAGUGAAUUUAGGGGGUGGAUGGACCUUGACCUAUAAGAAGAAAAAGAAGAAAGAUUUAGACAUCCCUCCAUGUCAAGUAACGUUAAAAAAGGACAAGAACACCUUUGUCUUCGGGUUUCUAAAGGUUGAAGAAGCUGAAGGAUGGAUGGAACGUGUGGCAGAUGUGUUGGCUGAGGCGAGUCCCAAGCUGAUAGAUCACUCUGUACUAGACUCGUCUAUGAAGACAAACCAAUGGGUGCCCCGGUUUGUUUACUAUAUAGUAAAGUUGCUAGAACCGAAGGCGGAGACAGAGGGCAUGUUCCGACUUCCUGGGAGCCAAUCUUUGCUGGGGAACAUUCGAAACGAAUAUUUGAGAGGGGAUGAACCUCUUUUGGAGGGUCAAGAUGUACCAACGCUGGCUUCUCUUUUGAAAGGCUAUCUUCGCGAGUUAAAACAUCCUAUCAUUCCUACUUGCAUGGUUCAUAAGUUUUUUGCCACAAAUACAAUAGAUGAUGUUGGAGAAGCAGCGGCAGUGUUGAAAGAACUGGUUCAGGAAAUCGGACCGGCGAAUAGAAUCACAUUGGGGUUUCUCAUGAGGUUUUUCUUGAAGAUAAGUAAGAAAUCGUCAUCCAAUAAGAUGGACGUAUCUAAUUUGAGCGUGGCCAUUGCUCCGUCACUGUUCCGAACGCCCCCUGGCAUGGAUGAGAUGGUAUGCGCUACAUCUAGCAACAGAACAAUGGAGCGCUUGGUGACAGAGUGCGAGAACAUCUUUCCAAGUAAGGACAUGGAAAUGGAAUUAAAGUCGCCUCUGGGCACAUUUCAUCCCCGUGUCUUGCCCCGUCCGGAAAUGACCACGUCCGAAAAGCAGUUGAUCGACUCGUACAUGCAAGUUCGCCGCGAGGAUGUGGGAUCUUGCUAUUUUUGCAGACUGCUCAAAACUGUCAAUAAGUCCAAGGUCGAGGUGAUCCUGUGUGUUGGUAGCAAUCGUAUCUAUCUGUUUUCCAAGGGUGGAAAAUUAGACACAGACAUUCAUUAUUACAAUCUGGAGUCCGUCACGUCUCUCAAUUCUACGAGUUUGGUGUUUAUCUAUUCAAGUGCGAUUACUCGUACUCAUUCCGAAGUCCAGCUUAGUCCCUUGACAAGCGCGUCUUGGGAUAUAGAUAUGGCCAUAUAUCAUAUUCAGAGAAAGAUCGAUUACAACUUUAUCGGUGCUCCGGAUAACUUUAUCCCCUUCAGAAUGGAUCCGGAGAGGCUACGACUUAUUAAAAGCUUUAUCGAAGAUACGGGCACUACCGAGGACUGCUGUGGACUCUUGAGGGCAUAUAGAGUCGCGACUGACUAUUUGGACGCGCCGAUAUCUGAGGAUUUGAUCUGGUCUAUUAGGAACAUCUUCCAUUACGGAUUUAUUCGAGAAUUGGUCUUCUCCGAGUGCAUUCGCAAGGACAGAUUACCAAAUGAGGAUUUCAAGGCGCUCACGUUGGCCAUGAGCUAUAAUAUCUGGUUUAGUGGUAUCCAAUGCGAUAAUCUACGGCUCGGCAAUGAUGGGCUUAUUAUUUUGUCAAAUAUCUUCAAGACGAAUAAAAAUCUGAGACAGUUGAAGAUCAGCAACAUCGGCGCUUCCUCCGCUGGAUUCAUCGCACUCGCUGAAGCCUUUCUCCUCAACGAUGUUCUUAAUCUCAAUUACCUUGACAUAUCCAAUAAUAGCAUUGAUGACAAAGCAGCAGAAAAAUUAGCCAGUGCCAUAGGACAGUUUCAUUGCCUUAUCUACCUUGACUUGUCUUCCUGUAAUCUUAGCAAACGCGGAUCGGCCGUGUUAUUAGAAGCCCUUCACCAGAACGAAAGGAUAUGUUUGACACUUCAGAACCUCUAUCUCGCGAACAAUGUCCUUGAUAGCCCUGAUGCGAGUAAACAGUUGAGCGCCCUUCUUUCUUCGGCCACACAACUUGUUUUACUCAACGCCUCCGGGACCAACUUGGUUCUCUCUAACGCUCUCCCCGCUUCAGAGAACUCUACUCUGCAGACGCUCAAUGUCUCACAGUGCAAGGCCCAUCAAAAAGCGCAGCAAGACUUCCUGAACUUCCUGAACUCUUUCUCUUGUCUAACUAGUCUCUUCCUCUCGGACCUCAACAACAUAAUUCACUAUUUAAUCAAAAACUACCCGCUGCAACAUUGCGCCAACAUAAAGAAAUUGGAUAUAUCCGACAAUGAUCUUUCAGACGAAGAGGUCAUAGACAUACUCGAAACUCUCCUCAAAUGGCCGAAACUAGAAGACCUCCGUUUGAAUCGUGUCUUCACUAAGAAAUCUAGAGACAGACUCGGCCUUGUAUCAGCUAUUAGUUCGUUUGUGGAAAAGAAGGCAAUCAAGGCUCUACAAAUUGCUGGGAACGCCAAAUCGGCACUCAAGGGCGACCUCCUACCAUUUGUCUGCUCUCUCAGCAACAACCGUACUCUCAACUACCUGGAUAUAUCUAAGAAUCAAUGUGGAGAUGAACUCGCCGGUACCCUAGGCAAACUACUCCAAAUUAAUUAUGGGCUUCAGUAUAUCCGGUUUGACGACAAUGGCCUAUCUAUCAACGGAUUGAGAUCCAUUGUAUCUGGGCUUGGACGCAAUAAAAGACGAUGCAAGUGUUAUUUGCCUAUGACCGAUAUCAUCAGCAUCAUCAAAGCCGAAAGCGAUCUGUCCACCCUCGUGUCUAUUGUUUCUGACUUUCAAGAAAUGGUAUUUGAUGAAAGUAGACGGUCAAGUGACGCUAUUAUUUCUCAGCGCAGUGAAGCCAGUAUCCGCAUAUCUGGAUCCCGUCGUACUGAACAAAGGCGUAUCAAUCGAGCGGAAAAGACGACUGAGAGGCAGCAGUCAUCUGCCUCUGACAGCGCCUCCUAUUCUGACCAACAAGCCACUAAUGAUGACAAUAAUGAGUUGAGCACUUCCAUAGACACAGGUGGCGAUGAAUCUGGUUUAGACGAUAGCUCAGCCUCAGCCUCAUUUCAAGCAGAUGAAUCCUCGGAGAGCAGAGAAAACAAUGUUCCUUCUACUACAACAUAACAGCCAUCUGUGGCCUACUGAGUUUCCGUAUUCAUCCGAGUUGUCAUAAAAUCAUAGUCUCCUGUCUUCGAAAUAAAACAAAGCGCGGAGCAAAUACAAGAAUUUUUUUUCAUUUUCCACGCGCGUGGGUCUAUACAGCGUUCUCCACACAUCUCAAA